Thrips palmi is the source of this 763-nucleotide messenger RNA. RefSeq names its product thioredoxin-like protein 4A (gene Dim1). Lineage: Eukaryota; Metazoa; Arthropoda; Insecta; Thysanoptera; Thripidae. The transcript is spliced from 4 exons. The record is from RefSeq and is a predicted model, not a curated record. The coding region runs from base 172 to 600 and encodes 142 amino acids. Gene Ontology annotation, cellular component: U4/U6 x U5 tri-snRNP complex; U5 snRNP; spliceosomal complex. Gene Ontology annotation, biological process: mRNA splicing, via spliceosome.
CACACCGUAUUCGCAGGCUGGUCCCACAAAUAUCAACAACAACGAUUGAGAAACGCUUUGACAGAACAGUGAGCUGUCUUCAAUAUUUUUCGAACAUUUGCAUCCUUUUUGAUCCUUUUCGACGUGCAUUUACAUUACUCAAGGUGUCCUUCGGGAUUAAUCUAACUCAUCAUGUCGUACAUGUUAGCUCAUCUUCACAAUGGGUGGCAAGUAGACCAAGCAAUUUUAUCGGAAGAAGAUAGAGUGGUUGUCAUUCGCUUUGGUCAUGAUUGGGAUCCCACAUGCAUGAAGAUGGAUGAAGUCCUGUACAGUAUUGCAGAGAAGGUUAAAAAUUAUGCUGUUUUCUAUCUUGUUGAUAUAACAGCAGUACCUGACUUCAACAAAAUGUAUGAAUUGUACGAUCCAUGCACAGUGAUGUUCUUCUUCAGAAACAAGCAUAUCAUGAUUGAUUUGGGGACAGGUAAUAAUAACAAGAUUAACUGGCCACUUGAUGAUAAACAAGAAAUGAUUGAUAUUGUCGAAACAGUUUACCGUGGUGCCAGAAAAGGACGUGGUCUGGUAGUUUCCCCCAAGGAUUACUCAACCAAAUAUAGAUAUUAAUUGUUCAUUAGAGUUGAACUGUAUAAUUAACUUUAACAAAAAUUUUAUUUAUAAUUCAAGAGGGUAAAGGUUCAAAAAUAUUUAAAGCUCUUGCUCUGUAUGUUCACAUUGUCACCAUAACUGCAAGUAAAUAAAUGUUUCCAUCUGAACUGAUUCAAACUUG